AUGAAGACCUCUGGCGCUCUGCUCGCGAUUGCAGCUUCUGCUGCAGCACUCCCGGGGAGUCACAAACCCAAGCCGCAGCCUGACGCGGAUGGAAAAUUUACUCUCACGGCCCCGGGCAUCAGGGCUCAGUUCAUUCCCUACGCUGCUACUCUUACGAAUCUUUUUGUAAAGGAUAAGAACGGCGUCGAGACUGACAUCGUACUUGGUUACGACAACACCUCCUACUACCCUGUGGACCCCGGACACCCAGUCUACAAUGCUAUCCCCGGGCGCUAUGUCAAUCGUAUCGGAAACGGCACCUACACUCUUGACGGUGUGACAUACCACACCGAGAAGAACGACGGUCCAAACACCCUUCACAGUGGAACCAACAACUGGUCUUACCGAGUUUGGAAUGUCACCAAUGUGACCAAUUCAUCGAUAACGUUCUCAAUCCACGACCCAUCCAACUCGAGCCUCGGCAUGAUGGGAGACGUCGAUGCUAGUGUGACCUACUCGGUUUCGAAAAAUAAAUGGAGUAUCGUGAUGGAUGCUAUCUCGCCGCAACAGAGAACACCUGUUAUGCUCACGCAGCACACCUACUUCCAGCUUGAUGCAUUCAAGAACCCAACGAACAGGACCGUCUGGAACCACACUCUGUAUGCACCGACCGCAAAGCGGGCAUUGGUGGCGGACCAGAACGCUUUGCCCACUGGUGAGAUCGCGAAUAUCACCAAAAACAGUAUUGAUGAUUUCUGGAGCGCGCCUCACCAGCUUGGAUUUGCAUCAGGCGAAGUCGGGUUUGAGAACCACUGCGGUAGCGGCUGCCACGGAUACAACGGCGCUUUGGCCUUUAACAACAAGAGAAACAAGAAAGAUGUUGCGCUCACUCUCAGCAGUGCGUUCAGCGGCAUCAAGGCUGAGCUCACCACCGACCAGGAUGCAGUUGUUCUGUACACGUGCAACUGGAAUGAUGGGAAGAGCGAGUUCAAGAGCACCCAGGGUGUCGCAGGCCAGGACAAAUUCAUCCCGCGCGAUGGUUGCAUUGCCAUUGAAGCCCAGGAUUACGUUGACGGAAUCAACCAGUAA
Messenger RNA from Didymosphaeria variabile, 1068 nucleotides. RefSeq lists its product as uncharacterized. The coding region runs from base 1 to 1068 and encodes 355 amino acids. Gene Ontology annotation, molecular function: carbohydrate binding; aldose 1-epimerase activity. The record is from RefSeq and is a predicted model, not a curated record. The transcript is spliced from 4 exons. Gene Ontology annotation, biological process: glucose metabolic process; beta-D-galactose catabolic process via UDP-galactose, Leloir pathway. NCBI's taxonomy places the organism in Eukaryota, Fungi, Ascomycota, Dothideomycetes, Pleosporales, Didymosphaeriaceae.